AUGGCAUCCAGAGAAAUGAUGAUCAUAAUCUCGGUUCUCGCUACUACACUCAUCGGUUUAGUAGUAGCUACAGACCACACCAUUGGUGGUCCUAGUGGUUGGACUGUAGGAGCUAAUCUUCGGUCUUGGGCUGCAGGACAAACAUUUGCUGUCGGAGACAAUCUUGUUUUCUCCUACCCUUCUACGUUCCAUGACGUAGUUGAAGUCACGAAACCAGAAUUCGAUAGCUGUCAAGCGGUUAAACCGCUUAUAACGUUUGCUAAUGGAAACUCCAUUGUUCCUCUCACUACCCCUGGAAAAAGGUACUUCAUUUGUGGAACACCGGGACACUGCAGCCAAGGGAUGAAACUUGAAGUAAACGUUAUUCCAACCGCAAACGCUGCACCAACCGUACCGCUUCCAAACGCUGUCCCAUCUCUAAACGCGCCUUCACCUUCCUCUGUUCUACCUGUACAACCUCUGUUGCCUCUUAACCCCGUACCUCUUCUCUCUCCAUCUUCUUCUACUCCGCUUCCUUCCUCCUCUCUGCCUCUUAUUCCGGCACAAACUCCGGCACUUUCUCCGGCGGCUGCGGCGGGGACUUCUCUGCCGUUGAUCCCAGGCUCACCAAGUAGCUCUAGCAGCACAACCAGCAAAACCGUCGGGACCUUCCCUUCUAGUGCUACAGGAACGACGGCUGAUCUUGCCGGCGCAGGCGCUCCUCCAGUUGAUUCCUCCACCUCCUCCGCGGCAAGAACUUUUGUUUUGGGAUUUGGAUUCAUCGUCGCUAUGAUGCUUCAUUUGUUCUAA
Microthlaspi erraticum is the source of this 789-nucleotide messenger RNA. The record is from the annotation of a GenBank genome assembly. Lineage: Eukaryota; Viridiplantae; Streptophyta; Magnoliopsida; Brassicales; Brassicaceae.